UCGAAUUGUUUUUAUUUGUGGAUGCCAGCUCUUGAAAGACAGCUCGUGAUUCGCCCAAAUAAAUUCCGAGUUAGCAUCCGAGAGUCCCAAGACCUUGCUAGCUACACUGUCUCUGGUUGCUAGACGACUGCAGCGUAACAUUGAUGCCAAAGCUUGAAUAAGGAAGAUACGCAACAAAUCGUUCAAUUAAUUGUUGUAGCGACCACGUCGGCCAGCCUUUGUUGUAAAUGGGGGACAGAUAUCAACGUCUUCGAAAGCAUUUGAUGUGGGAGAAAGCGGAGACGUCCAAAUCUUCUUUGGUCAAAUUUUCUGUUAGCUGCAUAGCUAGCUAGCUAUUAACAACGCGAUUGCAAGUUGCAGUAUCUAGCAGGUUAGCUAGCUCACUACGUUAGAUAAUGUAUAAGGUUACAGUCGUUAGUUAGCUACCUAGCAACGGUUCCUCGUGGUUUUUGAUGAAGCUUUGAAAAAAAUGCUGUUGUACAUUGUUGUGUGUAUGUGCAGCAGCUUUUAAACUGGUGCGUUAGCUUGAGUAAAGUGAAGAUAUCAAAUAUCAUGCCUCGGUUUUUUCCCCUCCGAAUGACAAACUGCAAACCCAAUAAUGGAUACCAGCAGUUUCAACAGCCAACCUACUUAGCUAGCUUACUGGCUUGCGAUCUAGUAGCUUGUUAACGGAAUUAGAGUACCGUUACGUUAUAUGGUUUGCAAAGUGAAGUCACUCAAAUUUAAAUCGCCAACAUUCGCAAGUGAACAACUGGUACUUCUGUAGCCUACAUUACCUAACAUCAUAGCCACAGCUAAUGCUAGGUCAGUGUUGCUUGUUAAUUUGGAAGGAUACAUUCAGUAGCAAAAUAUCUAGACAACGUUAUGUCCGUCGUCACAGCCAGUGAUUUUCUUACGGAUGAAGAGUUGGAAGAUCUGGGUGAAGAUGGACUUUCAGUUGUUACCUAUAUGUCGGACGCUGAGAAGCGACCCAGAAGAAAGAAAAUAACCAGUAGUAAACCACCUCCAUCACCUAAAUCGCCUUAUUUGACUAGCACUAACCUGCACCCAAAAAAGGCAGCAGUGUGGCGAUCUUUGAAAGGGAGCGGGAUGAUGCACACCGAAAAUCCAACAGCACGAGCACCCAGGGAGUUCUGGCUGGCAUCACUCAAAGGUGGACUUGCAGUGUCUCAGCCUUUGAAAACAGACUGUGAUGUGACCUCAGCUCGGCUGUCUACUUCCAUCAGCACACCUGAAUACCUGAAGGAGGCUUUUGGAAUGAAGAAACCAAAGCACUCUCGUUCUGCCAGUAAUGGUUAUAUUCCAGGAACUCCAGACUUUAAAGAGAAAGAAGACAUGUAUGAUGAAAUAAUUGAACUGAAGAAGUGCUUGCAGGCUCAGAAAGCAGAAAAUGACAUAAUGAAGACCAAACUGCGCAGACUGGAAGAGGAUAACAGUAAAAAAGAAAAGCAAAUAGAGCAGUUGCUUGACCCCACAAAGGGCUCUGAAUACACAAGGGCUUUAGUUGAUAAAAAGAACGAUGGAAGGGCUGUCAUCAAUGGUCUGAAGCAAAAGAUUCUUAAGUUGGAACAGCAGUGCAAAGAGAAGGACAGUGCGUUAAGUAAACUUCAGAGUGAUUUGAAGACAACAAGUAUGGAAGAAAUGAAGAUUACACUGGAAACAUACUUUGAGGAGAUUCAGAGGCUGAGGGUGUUACUAGCCAGUGCAGAAGCCACAGAGAAAAGCAACAGAGCUGAGAGUAAAGAAUCCCUGAAACAGCUGAAAGUUCUCAACACAACCAACCUGAGACUGUCAAAAAACAUCAAACAGCUACAAGAGGAGAAUAAAACUCUGCGGGAAGAACUUGAGAGAGCAACCGAAAGCCCUUCCAGCACUGCCAGAGGGUACAGUGAAUGGAGUAAACAGAGGCUGGUGAGGCGAAUCACUGAGCUAGAGAAGAAAAUUGAGGAUUCUGGAGGUCCACAGUCUGCCAAAGAGACAGAUUUGGCUGGUGGUGCCAAGGCUACCCACAUGAACACGGUGGUGCAGAAUGCAGACCUGGCCAUGCAGGGAGUCACUGCGGCCCCCUCAGGCAAUGACCUCCAGGAGUGCACACGUCUACGGGGGCUUGUCAAGAAGCUUAGGGAAGAGCGGGCUGGGCUGCAGGAAUCUCUUGCUGACAGAAUUGCAGAGAUAAACCGGUUAUCUACUGAAAAAGCUCAAGCUUCAAAAGAUGUUGAGAGGCUGAAGGCUCUUGAACAUGAAGUAUCAAGUCAGAAAGAGGAAAUUGAGAGAUUAACAGGAAAAAUAGAAAUGCUGGAAGCGGAGCUAAAAGAGGAGCGACGUCAAAGGGCUGAAGCACAACAAAAUGAUCAGAUGUUAUGUUCUGCCUGUGGAGAUCCAAGAGGUCAGACUCAGAAAAGUCCUGGGCAGAUUUCUGAAUUUCUAUCACCCCAAGUGGCCCAGCACCAAAGACAGGAUGAAACAGAGGAGAGGGCAGCAAGGACCAUCCAGAGACACUGGCAUGAUUACAGAAACCGAAAAGAAAACAGAGCUGGAUAUUCUGAGGAGGACAUAGUCAUGAUUCAGUCAGCACUAAGGGGACAUAUGACCAGGCUAAAACAGUUCGCACACCUUAAAGAUGCCCAGAAAGAUAAAAAUAUCUUCCACAAGAGCCGCCAGAGGGAGUCCAGCAGCACAGCUCCCGGCCUCCAUGUGGGUGACGGGGAUCAAGAUGACGACACCGUGACACUCUUGCAGUCUGCUUUCAGAGGGCACCUGGCACGCUGCAGACUGGCCACAAACAGCGCCUCUGUUGGGACAGAGUCACAGACCUCUACUCCCAGGACAGAGAGCUCUGUACCAACACCAGCCCCGAGAGUGAUCUCCUCAGCUGUUCCACGCUACCACUCAAACACCCAAGGUGUUAGCAGCACUACAGGGAGUGAUGAGGAGGUGAUCGAGGAGGAUAUCCCUGAAGACACUGGAAUGGACACUGAUGAAAAUUGUAACAGUGCAGACUCCAAUCACUCUAGCGCUUUUAAGCAGAAGACUGCUCCAGCACAGUUAGAGCUGCAUCAGCCCACAGUUGCUGAAGCCACGAAAGCAGGCGACUCGGACGACUCCGAUGACAUCAUUGUUUCACCGUCAAGGCCUCUGAGACGAAGAGACUCCUUCUUCUAGUUAAUGUUGGCUUUCAUUGUGCACUGCGUCUGUGGAGGCUGAAUUGGAAGUUUCUAGACUGAGCCAAAGCCAAUGCUCAUGUUCAGGCUUGCAUUUAUGUGUACUGCAGUUGGGUGUAUGGGUGCGUGAAUGAAAUCAGUUUUAUUUAAGCUCGACAUGAAUCACUUGUGUCCUUGAACAAUGGAAACCAUUCCUCUUGUGUGCAUAAUUGCAUCAGUCCAUUGUUAUUACCAGCUCCUAGCAAACGGCAAAAAACUGUAUUACA
Molecule: messenger RNA, 3427 nt
Organism: Megalops cyprinoides (Indo-Pacific tarpon)
Lineage: Eukaryota; Metazoa; Chordata; Actinopteri; Elopiformes; Megalopidae
Gene: iqce
Product: IQ motif containing E
Exons: 23
Coding region: 865-3162 (765 amino acids)
Molecular function (GO): protein binding
Source: RefSeq, a predicted model, not a curated record